AUGGACAAGAUGACGCAGAUUCACUCGUUGUCGCCCGUCGGCAACUCGAGCCUUCCCGACGACGACGGCGAAGAGUAUCAUGACUCCCUCCAAGGUUAUACAAGAGCGGAUCGUGCCGACAUGUCGCGUAUGGGUAAACAGCAAGAGCUGAGGAGGAACUAUCGGCCUUUGUCUGCACUGGCCUUUACUGUCAUUCUCCAGGGCUGCUGGGAAGUCCUCUUGACUGCGACUUACCAAGGUCUUGUUGAUGGAGGUCCUGCUGGUCUCAUCUGGAGCUUCGUCUGGACAUGGUUUGGCUUCAGCACAGUCAUGCUCUCGCUAGCUGAGAUGUCCAGCAUGGCGCCUACUGCUGGAGGCCAAUACCACUGGGUCUCCGAGUUCUCUCCUGCUAGUGUUCAAAAGCCCUUCAGUUACUUCAUCGGAUGGAUGUCGACGCUCUCAUGGCAGGCCGGCACUGCCUCAGGACCUUUCCUCGUCGGUACCUUGAUACAGUCCUCGGCCGUCGUCAUGUAUCCUGACUAUGCUCCCACCAACUGGCAAGGAACCCUCAUGGUCAUUGCCGUCACCUUCCUCGUCUGGGUCCUCAACAUCUGGGGUGCCAGGAUUAUGCCCAUGUUCCAAAACAUCAUGUUGGUGGUCCAUGUAUUCGGCUUCUUGGCCAUUAUCAUCGUCUUCUGGGUGCUGUCGCCAAGAGCAUCCGCCGAAGUGACUUUUACCCAGUUCACCAACACUGGUGGUUGGAGUUCAAUGGGCCUCACCCUAAUGGUCGGACAAUUAUCCGCGAUCUACGCUUGCAUUUGUUCCGAUUCGGCUGCCCAUAUGGCGGAGGAGAUUAAGGAUGCCGGCAAGACUGUCCCCCGUGCUAUGAUUGGAGCCUACCUCAUGAACGGUCUUCUUGGCAUCAUAUUCCUCAUCAGUUACAUGUUCAUGAUUACCGAUGUCGAUGCUGCACUCAACGACGUAACCGGCUACCCUCACAUGUGGGUUUUCAGCCAGGCCCUUUCCCCUGGCGGUGUUGUAGCGCUCAACGCUAUCCCCACUGUCCUUAUUUUCGCUGGAACCCUCUCGUUCAAUCUUUCUACUUCACGUCAAACAUGGGCAUUUGCUCGCGACCGAGGCCUCCCUUUCAGUGACUGGAUCGGCCAUGUCAACCCAAAGCUUCAGGUCCCAGCUAACGCAGUGACUGUGACUGCCAUCAUCACCGUUGCACUCUCCUUUAUCAACAUCGGCUCUGAUGUUGCUUUCAAUGCUAUCAUCUCACUCAAUGUCGUAGCCUUGAUGAUCACUUACGUCUUCAGCAUCGGUUCCGUUCUCUGGCGACGCAUCAAGCACCCGGAAACUCUCCCAAACUGCCGCUGGUCGCUCGGCCGCUGGGGUGUCUCCGUUAACAUUGGUGGUGUCUUGUACGCCCUACACGCUUUCUUUUGGUGCUUCUGGCCCGAGGGCACGCCCGUUGCUCUCGAGUCUUUCAACUGGGCUAGCGUCAUGUUUGUUGUUGUGUUUGUGUUGAGCCUGGUUGAUUAUCUUAUCCGGGGGAGGAAGGCGUACAAGGGUCCUGUCGUGCUGACGGAGGGUUACAAGGAUCAGUAG
Messenger RNA from Plenodomus lingam JN3, 1590 nucleotides. RefSeq lists its product as uncharacterized. Gene Ontology annotation, cellular component: membrane. Gene Ontology annotation, molecular function: transmembrane transporter activity. Gene Ontology annotation, biological process: transmembrane transport. NCBI's taxonomy places the organism in Eukaryota, Fungi, Ascomycota, Dothideomycetes, Pleosporales, Leptosphaeriaceae. The record is from RefSeq and is a predicted model, not a curated record.